This is a messenger RNA of Puccinia graminis f. sp. tritici CRL 75-36-700-3, 1227 nucleotides long. RefSeq lists its product as uncharacterized. The coding region runs from base 253 to 1227 and encodes 324 amino acids. NCBI's taxonomy places the organism in Eukaryota, Fungi, Basidiomycota, Pucciniomycetes, Pucciniales, Pucciniaceae. The transcript has 5 exons. The record is from RefSeq and is a predicted model, not a curated record.
UGAAGGAGUCCCUAUAUAACUGAGCACGAUUCAUGGUGAAAUUGCGGACUCGUUCCAUCUUCCAUCGAAAUCAGUUUGGACACGUUUUUCUCCUCGUAUCACUUUCUAAUUAUCAUAUUUUCCUUGAAAGUUGGAUCCCCAGAUAGUGCUUUCAUUUGGCUAGUCCACCUGAAUUAUAAGACACCACUCUCAAGCUUCAUAUUUUGAGUCAAUUGAUUACUGCGUAAUCUCCAUUGCGAUCGAAUUUCCAGGAUGAUUUCCAUCCAGCUCUUUGGGCUACUCUAUCUAUUGGGUGAUUGGCAUUCUGCAGAUGCAUCACACAUUCCGUUCAAAGUUACUAGAUUAGUUCCCCGUCGGUUUGGUCAAGAAGGUAAGGUCCCUGGAAAUGGAAAACAGAUCCAAGACUGCCCUCCCCAAAUUUGUGGUACUCUUUUCGGCCAGAUUCCAGGGUCUUUAUUAGCAGCAGCAGAGCCGUGUGCUGCACAAAAGGUCGCCGAUGAUAUAAUCAACGCCGUCAAAAAAGAUUCAAAAAUUGAUAAUAAAGUCCGAGAGCAGAUCAUUGAUGUCGCUAAAGCUGUAGCUGGGGCGGAAAAAAAUGUACCUCCGGAUUUCACAAAACAACCACCAUUGCUUCGACAAGCUCUUUACUGCCAAGAGGAGCCCAAAAAUAAAGAACUCGAAGGGAUAGUUAUGAAACAAGAUCCAGCAGCUCAAGGAGGGAAGGAGUUCUUCGACCCAAAAACCAAAACAACUGUGUUUUUGGGUGAAGACCCACGCACUUUGCCACGAGGAAACAAAAAAGCCGAUACGACUAAGGAAAACAACCUGCAAGUGGAUUCUCUACAAGAAAAGGAAAACAAUGGUGGCGGCGGGAAAGGCGGUGGUGGCGGCGGGAACGGCGGUGGUGGUGGCGGGAACGGCGGUGGUGGCAAUAACGGUGGUGGCGGGAAUGGCGGUGGCGGGAAUAAUGGGGGUGGUGGCGGAGGUGCGGAUGCAAAAUCCGAAGAGGAAAGAAAGGUUCCUAAAAAGUCAGAAGCAGGUGAUGAGAAACUGGGGAUUUCCACAAAAAAACAGUUCGAGGCGGUUACGGGUGACACAGGCGGAAAUGAAAAAGAGAAAGAAAAGCAAAACCAGGGUGGCGGUGGUGGAAAUGGCGGUGGAAAUGGUGGUGGAAAUGGUGGUGGAAAUGGUGGUGGGAAAUGGUUGUGGAAAUGGUGGUGGAAAUGA